Molecule: messenger RNA, 1679 nt
Organism: Rhagoletis zephyria (snowberry fruit fly)
Lineage: Eukaryota; Metazoa; Arthropoda; Insecta; Diptera; Tephritidae
Product: forkhead box protein O-like
Biological process (GO): regulation of transcription by RNA polymerase II
Cellular component (GO): nucleus
Molecular function (GO): RNA polymerase II cis-regulatory region sequence-specific DNA binding; DNA-binding transcription factor activity, RNA polymerase II-specific
Source: RefSeq, a predicted model, not a curated record
CGACGCAAUGAAAGUGGUAAUUUCCAGUUGUCACCAGACUUCCGACAACGCGCCUCUUCGAAUGCCAGUUCCUGCGGACGCCUCAGUCCGAUUCCAGCGCUAAUAGGACUCGAGCCAGAUUGGAGCUUUGGUGCUGACUACACAAAUACAACCAUAACGCCGGCACAGUCAGCGUCAAUGGAUCAAUUAGCCGGUUCGAUAGCGGACGUAAAAUUGCCAAAGGAUAUUCUGCAAGGGUUUAGCGCUGCCUCGGGUAUACCCACACAGCCGCCACCCCCCUAUCAGCCGCCACAGACAUACAGCUUGAAUGGGCCCGUCGUGUCACAGGGUUAUGGCUUACAGGCCCAACAGUGCAUGUUGCAUCGCUCUCUGACGUGCAGCUGCUUGCAUAAUUCACGCGACGGUCUGUCACCUAAUUCUGUCACAACAACCAUGUCUCCCGCGUAUCCGAACAGCGAACCAUCGUCGGACUCUUUGAACACAUACAGUAAUGUGGUUUUAGAUGCCGGCAGCUCUGCUGGCGUUGCGAAUGAUAAUGGCACCAGUUUAUUGGUUCAACAGCAACGACAGCAACAACAGCAGCAGCAGCAACAGCGACAAGUGCAGCAGCAACAACAGCAACAGCAACAACAACAACAACGUCAGCAGCAGCAACAACAGUCACUUAGCACAAAUUUGGAAGACAACAACUGCGCAUCAACACUUAUCGGGCAAUGCAUGGAAGCACUCAAUAAUGAGCCACAAAUUGACGAAUUUACACUAGACAGCUUUCAACCUGGCCUAGAGUGCAAUCUGGAGGAAUUAAUCCGACAGGAGAUGAGCAUUGAUGGCAUGUUGGAUAUCAACAUCCCAUUCCCAUCUGACCCCACAGCUGUUGGCAAUGACAGUACAAAUAUUGUUAAUAGCGCCCUCGGCGGGGCGAAUAAUGCGCAGCACCAGCAGCAGCAACAACAACAACAACAACAACAUCAUCAGCAGCAGCAAUUGAAUCAGCUGCAGGCACAGUUACCCCAGCAACAGCAGCCACAAUUGAUGCCAUCGCUGCUCAAUAGUAUCGCUAGCAAUAACAACAACAGCAUUGUAAAGCCACCAUCUUGGGUGCACUAGAGGAGUGGGCAGCGCUGGAGUGAGCAGUUAGUUUAAUAAAUAACAAUAACAAAACAUUUUUAGCUAAAUAAAGUGGUAACCUAAGAAAUGGAUUUGCAUGUAAAAAGAAGAAAAAAUAAAAGAAACGCAGGAAAAAAGCGCGGAAAGUAGCAUGAGUGAAUCGGUUGCGAAUGCGAAUACCCGGCGAUUGGGCAACUGUCUGAAGCUGAUGGGACUUAGAGUUGGGUGUGUAUGGGUUUCUGCGUGCCACAUGCCGGGAUACUUUGUAGCGCAUUACCAAUUUUGCAUGCAAAUACUUUUAUAGUACUACUCAGUACUACAAGUACUACAUACCCGUACAUGCAACCAUAGAAGUUAAUAGUUGAUGAAUUGAUUUAAUCUAUUCUCCCAACCCACAUACAUACAUAUGUAUACAUGUAAGAAUAAUGCCAACGAAUUGCUUCUACCCACAAGUCAAAUCAAACCCAAGUUCGAAAAGAAAAUGAAGAAAUGAAAAAAAUCAAAAGAAAACAUAUGUCAUAAGGAUUAAGAUAGAUAAUUGGAUGGAUAAGAAAUAAAACUAAGCAAAAAAA